Lagopus muta (rock ptarmigan) is the source of this 796-nucleotide messenger RNA. RefSeq names its product ATP-dependent DNA helicase Q4-like. Gene Ontology annotation, biological process: DNA replication. NCBI's taxonomy places the organism in Eukaryota, Metazoa, Chordata, Aves, Galliformes, Phasianidae. The transcript has 6 exons. The coding region runs from base 116 to 796 and encodes 226 amino acids. The record is from RefSeq and is a predicted model, not a curated record.
AGGAGAGCGGGAAGUUCGCGGCGGAUCGUAGCGCUGAGGGAAAGGAAUGGGAACGGAGGAAGUGGAGCGGUUCUGAGGGUCCGAACCGAAGCGGAACGGAACCGAAUCUGAACCCAUGGAGCGGCUGUGCGAACUGCGGGCGAUGCUGAAGGGCUGGGAGGUGGUUUUCGAACGGGAGAACGGCCGGAAACCGGGAAAGGCCGACGUGGCGGCGGCUUCAGAGGACACCAAACGGCUGUACCGGGAGUACCGGCAGCUGAAGCAGCGCUCGGACCUCGCACAGCAGAGCCCUGCGGCACAGCAGGACUGGGGCUGCUGGGGGUCGCACCUCAACCGGCAGCCGAAGCUCCCCGGGAUGCGGCAGCAGCCAGCAGCAGCAGCAGCGUCAGCACAGCUCUACGGGAUGAGGCUGAAGGCCAACCUGGGCACGGCCCUACAGGAGGAGGCGCCGUCGGCGGUGAAGAGGAGCCUGGCCUGCAGGAGGAAAACCGCAGCACCGUGGCGCAGCGCCGCCUCCCCGAGCAACGAUGGCGACGAUGACGAUGAUUCGGCCCCAGGCCUCCCAGGCGCCGUGCGCCGUCUGCGCCCCGUCGUCCUGACUGCAGGAUCGAGGCCUCGACCCCAAGCGGAUCGAUUCCGGAAGCUGAAGGAAAUGGUGGCGCGGAGAUUGGGGUCGCUGGAUCCAGGGUGGCUGCGGCGCUGCCAGGGGGCGGAGGGAUGUGGGGAUGGGAAGAGGGGACAAUGGGACCUGAAAUUGGGGCACCUGGACACAAAGAGGGGACAAGACCUGGAGUGA